This is a messenger RNA of Carica papaya (papaya), 2831 nucleotides long. The record is from RefSeq and is a predicted model, not a curated record. Lineage: Eukaryota; Viridiplantae; Streptophyta; Magnoliopsida; Brassicales; Caricaceae.
GCGUAGGCGAUUGCCAGAUUCUGUUAGUUCCCUUUCUUAUUCAAAGUCACCUCUCUCUCCCUCUCAAGGUGCGUAGGCGAUUGCCAGAUUCUGUUAGUUCCCUUUCUUAUUCAAAGUCACCUGCUCUCUCUCCCUCUCAAGGCAGUUUUAGGAUGAGGUAUCCUCCAUUGAGGUUUGUAGGUCGAAUUUUGUAUAGUAGAACUGCAUUGGAGGCAGAGAAAGCAGCAGCCAAGCUCCUACAGAUUCUUCAAGCCAAGAAAAAACAAAGAGGGCAAGUUGCAAUUGGAUUUGAUAUUGAAUGGCGACCCACUUUUAGGAAAGGUGCUUCGCCUCACAAGGCAGCUGUUAUGCAAUUAUGCGCUGAUAGUUUUCACUGUCAUGUGAUGCACAUCAUUCAUUCUGGAAUUCCUCCUAGUUUGCAGCUUCUUCUUGAGGAUUCUACAUUUUUAAAAGUUGGAGUGGGUAUUUGUGGUGAUGCUAGUAAGGUUUAUAGAGAUUAUAAUGUAUGUAUUAAAGGCAUGGACGAUCUUUCUGAUUUAGCAAACAAAAAAAUUGGUGGAGACAAGUGGGGUCUUGCAUCAUUAUCUGAGGCCCUUGUUUGCAAAGAGCUUCAGAAGCCUAAGAAGAUCAGACUAGGAAAUUGGGAGGUUAAAGUUUUAUCAAAGGAGCAACUACAGUAUGCUGCAACCGAUGCUUUUGCUUCAUGGCACGUGUAUGAGGUUCUAAAUAACCUUCCAGAUAUAAUCCAAGGUGUGAUGGACAAAAAAAAUGAAGAACUAGAAAGCAUUGCAGUAUAAUGCCCUUUGCAGAAAUAAUCAAAUAUGGAAACUGUCCACUUUCAGAAAAUGAACUUAUGCAUCUAAAUUAUCCAGUUUUGCUGACAAUUCAUUACUUGUAUGCCGUGCAAGGUUCAUUGGUACCAGUUAUUUUUGCAGAUGGUGCCGCUUAUAUAUUGUUCCAAUGCAUACUGAGGUUGAGCAUAUAAAGCGUUCUUGUAAAAGUUGAUAGCUUCUGGAUUCAACUUAAGAUUUACUUCUUUUAAAAUGCAAAUUUUAAUGGCCUACUUUUCAAGUAACCUCACUUUACAUAUCAAGACUCUUCCUUUUGUCCAUUAUAUAUCAGAACUGUAUUUGUUAUAAAUCUUGAAUGCAUACUCAUUUUGUUGAUUUGGUCCUUGGGUGUGCAUCUUUCCUUUGUCUGCAGAAGCCAUUUCAUUUUUCAUCUGUCUCAUGUUUUCUUGAACAUGCAUAUUUUUUAUUGCUUGAGUUGAUAUUUUUCUCAGUGUCUUUCCUAUUAAAAAGAGCAUUGGCUUAGUGACAUUUAGAUGUUUGUUACCUUCUCACUUCCAUAUCCCAAUCCUGACCGAAACUUAUUAUUUAUUGAUUGCUCUAUGUAGUUUUUGAUUCCUGAACUUCUUAUGAGUGAUUUAGUCAAUGCUGGUUUCACUUUCUAUCAGUUCCAUGUCCUUUCAGUUGUCCCCUUCUGGUGGUGGGACGAUAAGACCACUAUCUGGCAUCCAAGUGUGAAGGAGAGGUAUUAUUAAUCUAUAUGUAAUAAAUUUGUGAAUUGUGAGUUUUACUGCUAGUCUGCUGCUACACAAUAAGUUUUAUAUGAUAUAAGAAAACUUUACUGUAAAAGAAAAUGAGAAUAUAUGGAUACAGAGAGACAAAAACAAGAGAUCAAAGAAUAGGAGGUUAAAAGAAUAUACUUCUUUCCCAGUUGCCUUCUAUGGUAUGUGAAUGGGAAAACCUGCUCACUUAUUUUGCCUUUUUAUUUUAGUAUUAGGAGGAAAGAAAAUGCUUGGAACAAGUAGAGGUUUCAUUUUGUAUAGUAGGUGAGGUUUAAGUAUAUAUUCAUAUGAGACCUUGAUCACUAUCAAAUUUACCAUUUUGAAUUUUCUGGGAAUUGUUUGCAGCUGGAGAAUAAUUUAUUAUACAGGUAAAUUUUUUGAUUUAGUUUCUUUAAUUGAGAGACAUGUAUGGUGGAUCCCAUUUGAAAGGAAAAAAAAUGUAGAGCAUAUAUGGGGAAUCCCCAUACUCAUGUCAGAUGUCAUAUUCUGACUGAGAUGGAAAAAUCAUGCAAGUGCUGAGCUUCUCUGCAUGUGUGUGGGCCUGCCAUCAACAUGUUAUCUAACUCCACCUCUUAUCUCUCUCCAUCUCCUCCUCAGACUAUGGUGACCUUGUGGUGACAUCACGAUUUCCCGUUUGUCUUCUGUGAUUUCAAAGGCUUAAAUGAUUACUGCUAAGCAAAUAAUGGUUGUUCAUGUAUGUAAAUUGAAAUUUGUCUGUUUUAGCGAAAAGAAAAGUGUUAUAUGUCUUGUAGUUUUUUGUUGAAUUCCAGCCAAUCUCAUUCCCCUAUAGUUGGUGAGGGUGCCUUUUAACAAGUUGGGAGGUAUCAAUUCCAACUAAAUCUAUUUUUCCUUUUCUCUGGAGUAAAUGAAGCUCAUCGGAUUAAUUACACAACGAAAGGUAACUCUCUUUUCUCUAUUUUAACUCGUGGUUUUCUUUGUUGUUUUAUUUUUUCAGUUUUAACUUUUGUGCAAUCUAUAUCUUACAUAUAAUGAAAGUCACGGUGGUAUGUUUUGCUAACUGAUGCCUAGCAGGUUUCUGUAUUAGUCUCCUUUGUGCAAAACAUAUGCCAUUUUAUUAUCUUAUGAAAAUGAUCAUAUAGAGUUGUGACUUUCUGUUGUUAACAGUUGGGUUUAAUAUGGUAGCGCAAAUAUGGUGAUUCAGAGAUACUAUGAUAUUUAAUGUUCAUAGCAUUUUGUAUUAAUUUAGUAAUUCUGUACAAUAAUUAACAAUAUACAGAUCAUAGAGAAGUAUUUAACAUUA